UUCCAAAUUAAGUUACAUACAUACACAUACAUUAUUUUUCAAUAAAUAUUAAAUCUUAUACUUCGUAAAGCAUAUAAUUGCUUAAUUUCUUUGUGAAAGAUUAAAUGUCGAUUCAAAUUUGUUAUCGCCACCAGGUGGCGUUCAAGGAAUACUAAUUUGACCUCCUUACCUACCUUCUUAUCCUUGUGUGUAUUUGCUAGAAGUCCAAUUAGAAAAAUUGUUGUUAUCACGACUUGUCUACCGAUGAAUGAUUGACAACAUGUCAAUAUUGUACCCCUUGUGCUCUAUUAGUGGAUUAUACCUUCAGUUUCUUUAUAUUCUUAUUUCUUCCAUCUUAUUUGGUGUACCAGUUAUUGCAACAACCACAUCUUCACAACUAGUGAAAGUGGAAGGAUCAUUGUCAGAUUUCUGUGAACAAUGGGUGGCUUUCAAAGAUCCACAAACUGGGCGCUGUCUCCCCUGCUCACCCUGCCCUGAAGAUCAUUUGACUGUGGCUAAAUGUGAAUUUGAUCGUGACACAUUAUGCAGGCCUCUGACAGAUUUAGCCGAGCACAUUGAAUCUGUUGUUCAUAGCAGCAGCAGUGUCACACUGACUAAGAAAAACAACACCAUAGUCAUUGUAGAGCAAAAUACGGUGUUUGAACAUCUGCUGGGAGGAAUAGAAUAUUCACCUGCCCUGGUGGUCAUCUUAUCUUUAGUUGUUUUUGGCUGUAUUUCGUACAUCCUAAUGCAGUCCUUAAAAAGGUGCAGAAGAAAUCAAAAGCAACAACAUGGACUUAAAGAUCCUCUUCAUGAAAGUCUACUGGGCCAAGAGGAGCAGGAUGAAAAUGAUAAACCUGUUUUGGACAUGGACGAGAUGCUGGCGCAGCGUUUCGGACGAUCAUUAGUCACCAACGUUUACGUUCCCUAACUUUACUGGUAUUGUCGACUAAAUCAUCCAAAUUAUCCAUGUUUUGACCAUUGUCUAUAUGACCAUUGUUGGCAAAUGUACAGCAGUGCCUUCCUGUGAUGGGAUUCAGCCAAUAUAACCAGAUGAAUUGAUGCACAGUGUUCUUCAUGUUAAGUUUUCCAACGUUAAAGCUUAAGAUGGAAGAGUAAAAUCAGAUAUCACAAAAAUGUCGAUUCUAGCCAAGUGAAAUCAUUACCAAUAAUUCAUUUGCAAGGUGUUUCCUGGUCUUGAUUCUUAUGUUGCAGAAGGACAUUUUAUUGCUAUCUGUCGUUAAUAAUAAAUAAUGACAGAGAUAAACAUGUUAUCUCUGUCAUUGUUUAUCUGCCAUCAACCGUAACUCAUUUCAUUUUUAGGAAAAUGGCAUCCAAGGUUACUCCAUCCUAUUUCGUUUAUAGCGAUAGGUAAAAGUGCCAAUGCAAAUAGAGAGGUUGAACCGCAAUUGAAAGUCAUUCGAAACCAUGAAAGUUCUACCUAAAGAUUUAUUGCAUAAUCAUUUUCCAUCGAUUGAUCGCUUGAGUGAAAUUUUCCCUUUAAAAGAUAAUGAAGUUUCUUCCAGUUUUUAGAAUUGCGAAAUUGCGACUCUGACAGUGGCACGGUUAGUUUAAAUCCACCGUUAUCGAUGUAUACAUGUCGAUAGUAAAUUUUAGAAUAUUGGGGUCAAUAUAUGAUGCUGAUUACACCACAGCGUGUCACAGCAUCAGUGAUCCAUGGGGGGUCAUGUCUGUGGCAAGCGGACGUGAUCAUUUGUAAGUUUCGAUAAAGGGAUGUCGCAACUGAACCUAACCUAACCUGAACCGAGUCCUAGAUUUUGUCGCUUGAUAUUCUUUCCCGAUCGUUUGCAGCAGCUGUUACAGUUAUCCCAGCAAUGACCAGCAAAUAACUGCGAGUGUUGCGAUACAUUUUGGUAACUCGGUGGUGGUGGCCUGUUUUCUCGUAUUGCUUCACAGAGUCUCGCAAGUUAGCGGGUUCUGUUUUUUUUUGCCGUUUUUCUUCAAUAGAAAGCUUAUAUAAUGUAGCGCGGUUAAAGUUUCCCCCUCUUUGGCCACAUCGUGUACUGUUGGAUUCGCUCAUUGCACUUUAUUAUAUGUAAAAUUCCUUUCUUUUGCAAUUUAUCGAUUAUAUUCUUCGUUGAUCUUAUAAUCAAAUUUGCUGCCAGUGUUAAUGAGCCGCUAUGUGGGAGAGGCUUGACACGCAUGAUGGUUCUUUGACUUGGCUAGUGAGAAAAUUAGUGUUGAAAACUACCACCUUUCACUUUUCUUUUUUCGUUUCGUAUUCUCUAGAGUGUUUAGAAGCGAUUUGGUUCUCGAUUGCCGAGUCGAGAUUGUGGUCUUUAAGCAUUAGUACGCUCACUUUUUACCUUUCAAUUUGAAGGUGGGUCUAUUGUAUCAAAUUGGUAAAAGCGCUCAGGAAUCUUUCACACUUAACUGUCAACUGCGAUUAUUUUCCCUCUUCCCCAAAAAUUGUCACGCUUUAUUAAUAGAAAGUCGGUUACUGACAUCGCGCGUUUCCUCAAUAGAAGGGAAAAUUUAACAAUUAAAUUUGUCGGAAUUUUGUCUGAAUUGUUCUCCGUUCCUUCCUUUGUAAGAUUUAUCACGGCUGGAAAUUGUUCAAUCUGGCGAUGUAUGUAUAGCUCAAGCGUCUUUAUGCCCAGCAGGUUUCAAAGUGCCAUUGGCAGCGUAGAAAUUGCUUGUUAAUUACGCUGGGACUAAGUGACACACCGGCUGGCUGUCACUUUCUACUGCUACUUUAAUGCCGAAGCUGGGCGCUAAACUUAUUGCUCUAGUUCCUCCUCUAUUCUGCUAACAAUUAGCGUCGAGCAUACUAUCAAAAAUCUGGAAACAGCACUGUUAUAGCGGUCUCUUAGUUGCACGGACUGUAGGUCUCAACUCGCUCGAGGCGUUUACCUUUUAUCCAGUCCCGCAGUAUUAUUGCAAUUGAAACCACGCCUCUGCGUUGCACGCUGUUCUCCUGUAGCCCGUGUCCGAGGAGAGCACUAAAGUCAUCGUGUUUCGGCUCCGACACCAUCAGUAGUCGCUCGCUGCUCUUCCGUCUCUCACGUUCAAUCACCACACUCGCGCAGAGAUCAUGUUUAAGACGAUCGCAUUGUUGGUGAUCUUCGGAUGCGCUUUUGGCGCCCCCACUCCUCGCGUCGAAAAGCGGCAUCCAGCGCAAUUUAGAAGUGAUAAUCAUAACAAAUUAACCCCCGGUAAUGCCAUCAAAGAAUUGGAAUCUUCGCUAGACAAAAUCGACUCGAUUUUCAAAAAUCCGUUCGGGAAAAUUGGUUCCAACAAGAAAUUCGGUUUCCUGGCUGACGAUAAUACAAAAGAUUUUUUUCCUACUACUGAUGCCGAAGAUUUCGAAGCUGCAACUCGUCCGUCGCGUCAAGAUUCCCGAGAAGUGCUACGUGUUGCACAGGCCCGUGAUCCAUUUGUUGGCACAGAGGAGGCUGCGGCGCGUGCCAUCGACUCUCCACUGUUCUUCAACACAUUCGAUCACGCCCACAUGGUCACUGGAUACGCCGAAAGACGUCGCGAUCGCCCAAUGCUCUUUCGCAGCAUCCGGCCAGACUUUCCCUUCUCCGACAUUUCUAGGAGACGACAACGAGUGAAUAACUAAACACCCUGCAGGUCGGAUUUUAAAAAAAAAUGGUACACAGUGGUAUUUUCUCUUUAUAUCUUUUAGUUAUAUACUUUGAUAGAAUAUAUUCAGUGAUUGGUACACAAUCGAAAUUUGAUUGAACAAAUUAAAACAUGUAUGUAGGCUUGCGAAAUGUAUUGUCCAAGCUGUAAGAAAGUAUAUAUCGUUGUGCCCACUCAAAUAAAUGUUUAUAAAACAAAA
Messenger RNA from Daphnia pulex (common water flea), 3787 nucleotides. RefSeq lists its product as uncharacterized. The record is from RefSeq and is a predicted model, not a curated record. Gene Ontology annotation, molecular function: protein binding. The coding region runs from base 3035 to 3565 and encodes 176 amino acids. Lineage: Eukaryota; Metazoa; Arthropoda; Branchiopoda; Diplostraca; Daphniidae. The transcript is spliced from 6 exons.